Molecule: messenger RNA, 2147 nt
Organism: Brassica rapa (field mustard)
Lineage: Eukaryota; Viridiplantae; Streptophyta; Magnoliopsida; Brassicales; Brassicaceae
Product: two-component response regulator-like APRR3
Biological process (GO): cytokinin-activated signaling pathway; phosphorelay signal transduction system
Molecular function (GO): protein binding
Source: RefSeq, a predicted model, not a curated record
CACUUGCGCUCAGAGUCUCUCAAGUCUCAAUCCUUUGAUCUUCUCUCUCAGUAGCAACUUGAUUCUGCAUAGUUUUGGUAAAAAGGAAUAGUGUCCCUAUUUAUUGGAUGAUUAAAAUGCUAAGCAAACCAGAUUAAGCACUGUGAAGAUGCUCUUUCUCGUGAUAUAUGAUUUUUGAAGUAAGAUAUGGUGAGAGAUUCUGGUGGUGUUCAUCUAUGGAUAAGCUUUAAGUUACAAAGGGAUUAAAACAAGUUUUGGCUAAAGAAGAAAUGUGCAAGUGCUAUGUCAGAGUAGAGGGAAAGUUUCUACAGAAUCUUAGGUGUUAUUUGAUGCUGCUUCUGUUCUAUCUUGUUCACGGAGGCUGGUCUUGACACACUUUCAACGAGAAGUUCACUAUUAAUAACAAUGUGUUUCAAUAAGAACGAUAUUACAAACGAAGUGGUAACCGAGAGACAAGCGUUUGGUUCAUCCGAAGAAGAUGAUUCUCGAGUAGAAGAUACAGCUGGAAACGCCAACAAUUUGUUACAGAUUACUCAACAACAACAGCCUUCAGCUCCUGUUGUUAACUGGGAGAGAUAUCUUCCCGUUAGAUCGCUUAAGGUUCUCCUGGUGGAGAAUGAUGACUCAACUCGCCACAUUGUUACUGCUCUUUUGAAGAAUUGCAGCUACGAAGUUACUGCUGUUCCGGAUGUUCUCGAAGCAUGGAAAGUCCUAGAAGACGAGAACAGUUGCAUUGAUCUUGUCUUAACGGAGGUUGUUAUGCCUGUGAACUCUGGAACCGGUCUGUUGUCCAAGAUUAUGAGCCAUCAGACACUUAAGAACAUCCCCGUCAUAAUGAUGUCAUCUCAUGAUUCGAUGGUUCUGGUGUUCAAGUGUUUGUCGAAUGGUGCUGUUGAUUUCCUCGUGAAACCUAUUAGAAAGAACGAGCUGAAGAAUCUUUGGCAGCAUGUCUGGAGAAGAUGCCACAGCUCUAGCGGCAGCGGGAGUGAGAGUGGGAUACACAACAAGAAGUCAGUGAAAACUGAAAGCACUGAUGAAGGGUCAGAAGAUGAUGCCAGCAUGAGUGAUGAAGAUAACGGGAAUGAUGAUAAUGGGAGUAAUGGAUUGAGUAACGGAGAGGGUGGGAGUGAUCAUGGGAGUGGAACUCAGAGCUCUUGGACCAAAAGAGCCAGUGAUGUUAACGUGGGAACCUAUGGCAACGAAUGCGAACGUCUUAAGAAACUGAAGGAGGUUGAAGAUGAGAAUGGACAAAUAGGCAUGGGAUCGCAGGCAGGACAAUGUAUGAGUAAGAAAGCUGUUAUAGCUUUGGAGAGAAACAAUGAUGACUUGCUGAAUCGCUCCUCUGGUAACUCACAAGUAGAGACCAAAACACCUUCAUCUAACCCUGAAGAUUUGCAAUCACUAGAGCUUACUUUUACAAAACCAAAAGAGGCUGGAGAUCAGAGAGUCGGUGGUGAUCGAAGUGUUCUGAGGCAUUCAAAUCACUCUGCAUUCUCAAAAUACAACAACGGUGCUACUUCUGCUAACAAGGCUCCAGAAGAAAACGUAGGAAGCUGUUCUCCUCAAGACAGUUCCGUUGCCAAAAUAAUUGGUUCCAGUUCAAGCAGUGACAAUCCUUCGAAUCAGCAGUCUAGUGGAAGCGACCGAGCCGCACAAAGAGAGGCUGCUCUGAUGAAGUUUCGCCUUAAACGUAAAGAGCGAUGUUUUGAGAAGAAGGUAAGGUACCAUAGCAGGAAGAAACUAGCUGAGCAACGGCCUCGCAUCAAAGGUCAAUUCAUUCGCAAGAUGGAUGCUUCUAAAUCAGGAAAUGAGUGUCAGAGUAGUGACGACAGUUCAAGCAAAAUUGGUAAAGAAGACUGAAGAGAGAUUCACUUCGAAGAUCUAAAGAUCAAAGUGGAAUGUAUCUGUGACAGAGUCUCUUUGAUGGCCUUUUGGAUUCUAUGAUUUAUGCUUUUAAAGUUCAUCUUUUAAUUUUCAAGUAAGAGUCCAUACUCUAAAGGUUAUUUCCACGAGAACAGUAAAUUACAAGGCAAUUUCAUAACUGAUGAUAAAUUAUCUGCAAUAUUUAUAAACGACUUUACGUACAAAGUUCUAUGAUGUAAUUUACUCCCUAAUGGUUUUACAUGUACAAUAUUUUUGAUGGAUAA